Drosophila arizonae is the source of this 1224-nucleotide messenger RNA. RefSeq lists its product as uncharacterized. Gene Ontology annotation, molecular function: RNA binding. Lineage: Eukaryota; Metazoa; Arthropoda; Insecta; Diptera; Drosophilidae. The record is from RefSeq and is a predicted model, not a curated record.
AUAAUUUAGUUUCUAAUAUUUCUGUUUGUUCUCAAAGUAUUACAAAAAGCAAAGAUGCCGGCCGUAAGGAAGCCCAAGCCCCUAAAGGUUCAGAAACAAGUAACGCCAUCCAAGUCACCGGCUCAAGCCAAAACCGUAAUUUCUGGGCAGUUGAAAAAGAAACUGGGCAAGGCGAAACCAGCUCCAAAGGAGCGGAAGGAGCGUGGAGUAGUAUUUAUCAAGCAUUUGCCACAUGGAUUCUUUGAACAGCAAUUGCGUCAAUAUUUCAAACAAUUUGGACAUGUAACGCGGCUGCGACUCGCACGCUCCGAACGGACUGGCGGAAGCAAAGGAUAUGCUUUUGUCGAGUUCGAAUAUCCAGAGGUGGCCAAAGUGGCAGCCAAUACCAUGGAUAACUAUCUAAUGUUUCAGAAAGUGGUCAAGGCAACGUAUAUACCACCAGAGAAGCAAAAGUUUAAUUACUUCAAGAAUACUGUGAAGAAAGUCACAAAUAAGGCUGGCAAAGAAAUUUAUGUUUCGGAUGUAACCAAAGCUACACAGCGCAGUGUUAAGCAACAGAAUGAUUGGAGUGAAGCCGCUUGCCAGAAACGCACAGUCGCCGGCAUCAAGAAACUGAAGCAAAUGGAAAAGAAGUACAAGCAUUUGGGUAUUGAUAUAUCCAAUCUCAUUUUGGAACCAGUCAAGAAAAUAAAGGAGACAGAGCAAUCGAAACCGUCAACGAGCAAAAAGCCAAAGGAUGAAAAAAAGGAGCCGGAGCUGGCUGACCUUUUAGGCAACACCAUUACCGAGGACUCAGAUGAUGAGGACUAUGUGGAUGCAAGUGAUGAUGAUAGCGAGCCAGAACUUAACAGCGCUGAAGAUGAAAGCGAUGAUUCUGAGGAAGAGGAUUUGAAAGUUGUAAAGCCAAAAGCAGCACCCAAAAAGAUGCAGAAUAAAAACACAGGCGCUGAGCGCUUAGUCGAGCUAACCAAGCGCAAGCCGGGCACGGGCGGUGUGCAGAAGAAAAAGAAGCCUGUCGCAGCGCCCAAAGCUGCCCAGAAGUCAGCUACAAAGACACUGCAGCUGGCCGCAGCCAAACAACUGGCCAAGCCAUUGCAGAAGAAGAUUGGCAAAAAGCUAAAGAAGUAGAAUUGUAGUAUAUUUUACCAUAAUAGUUAAGUAAAAAAAAAAAAACAUUUUGUAUAAAGUAAACUAAUUGUCGGCUUUCGUAGACCCGGACAUCUC